AUGGACAACACCAUACAGCGGAAACCGUUUUACUACAACCUUAUAUUCGUUGAUGAUUACGCUGCUUUCCAGAAUAUGACUAGUGUCUUCGGCAGUGAGUUGUAUGAUUUCUCUGGUCUUUACACAAUCGUAAUGACUAACGCAUCGGUUGAACUCUUUGUGAUAUCAAAAAUGUUCGAGGCCAUGUGGACCUUAGGUAUUGCCAAUACAAUUCUUCUGAAUCCAGAUCUUAAAACUAGCCGAAAAGUGGUUCACAUUUAUUCCUACUUUCCCUACACUCGUGGAUAUUGUGGCAUCGCUAAUCCCGAACUGCUUCAUUCAGUCUUCAGCCACCACAUCGAUGUUUCAGAUGCCAAUUUGUUCCGGAAUCGUUUUAAAAAUUUUCACAACUGUACGCUAACAGUGGGCACUUUCGAAAUUAGGCCGUUUAUCAUCGUUGAAGUUACAGAAGAUGAGAACCAUGUGAAGGUUAGCGGACUUGAAGCGGAUAUGAUGAGCAUUUUGUCGGAGCGCUUGAACUUUCAACUAAGCUACCAAUUCACGCCUAAUGAAACUCAAUGGGGAUUCUUGGAUAGGACCGACAGUACAGGUCUUUUGAAUAUGAUCCAACGUGGUGAGGUAGACUUUGGGGUAGGAUGCAUUUCAUUCACCAAGGAGCGCUAUAGAUUGCUUAAAGUUGGCACAGCUCAUUACACAACAAAAGUGGUGUUUGCAAUUCCUGAAGGGCGACUCUACACUCCGUUGGAAAAACUGUUGAGGCCGUUUCAGACAAAAAUGUGGAUAGCAAUUGCCAUAUGUUUAUGUUUUGCUUCUAUUGUGGUUAUGAUUCUCGAGAUCUCCGAUAUGAAGGGUUACUUUGUGGGAAGCAAAGACGAUGAUCUGAUGAUGAAUCUCCUCACGAUCGUUUUCGGCAAUGCAAUAUUGAAUACGUCGGGUAGGAGCUCAGUACGCGUGGUACUGAUCUCGUGGAUCUACUACUGCUUCGUGAUACGAUCGGUUUACCAGGGAUUACUGUUUCAGUACCUGCAGCAGGAGCAGCGCUGGCCUUUGGUAGAAACUAUGGCCGACAUUGAUAGAGAAGGGUUUAUGUAUUAUAUGGUGGAUGCUGCUGUUCGAUUUUUUGAAGCCACACCACAUGUGCUAAACAGGACAAUAUAUCUGCCACAGGAGAGUGAUAAUCUGAACAAAGCCUUGGAGAAUUUGACUCGAGGCGAAUUACACGGAGUGAUACUGGUAACGUCUGACCACAUCGCCUACCACAACAAACACAAAGCUGAGUGCGGAAUCGCCACAGCAAUGAAGAAUGAACUAGUGGUCGACCCGCUUGAAGCUAUGGGGCGUUUGAAUCUUACAGAGAAGACCACAUCGAUCAAGGGGAGCCAGUUUCAAUAA
Armigeres subalbatus is the source of this 1392-nucleotide messenger RNA. RefSeq names its product ionotropic receptor 21a-like. The record is from RefSeq and is a predicted model, not a curated record. Lineage: Eukaryota; Metazoa; Arthropoda; Insecta; Diptera; Culicidae. The transcript has 3 exons. The coding region runs from base 1 to 1392 and encodes 463 amino acids. Gene Ontology annotation, molecular function: ligand-gated monoatomic ion channel activity. Gene Ontology annotation, cellular component: membrane.